AUGAUUCAUGCCUACUGGUUGAAGAAGCUGACUGCACUCCUUGAGUGUAUGGCAGAAUGGCUAACUGAAGGUUGGACUGUCCAGAUCCCUAAGGAUCCCCAGAAGAGACCCUCACCAUCUAACGACUGGCCAAUAACCUGCCUCAGUACCACAUGGAAGCUCCUGCAACAUGUAGAAGAUGUGACCACUACGACUGAGAAGAAUGAGAUUGUGAACAAGCACAAUACUCUGAGGGGGAAUGUUCAGCCUACUGCGAGCAACAUGUUGAAGAUGAACUGGAACAAUGAGUCUGAAGCCACUGCUCAGAGAUGGGCUAACACCUGCUCCAUGAAGCAUAGUCCUGCCAGCGACAGAGUGAUCAGCACCAGCGGCUGUGGGGAAAAUCUGUACAUGUCCAGCUUUCAGAACACCUGGAGCAACGCAAUCCAGUCCUGGUAUGACGAGGUGAAGGACUUCAGCUAUGGCGUGGGAUCUAUCAAUGGAGGAGUGGUGGGACACUACACACAGGUUGUUUGGUACAGGUCUAAUCAGAUCGGCUGUGCUAUGGCCUACUGUCCCAACUCUGCUUACAAGUACUUCUACGUCUGCCAUUACUGCCCACCUGGAAACUACCAGUUAACCCAACCCUACAAGAAAGGACCCUCCUGCGGUGACUGUCCCAACGCCUGUGAAAACAACCUGUGCACCAACCCCUGUCCCUUCUCUGAUAAGUACAGUAACUGUCCCCAGCUGAAGCAGCAGUGGGGCUGCAACAACCCAACUGUUGCCUCUUGGUGCCCCGCCUCCUGUAAAUGCACCAAUCAGAUUAUCUAA
Messenger RNA from Maylandia zebra (zebra mbuna), 813 nucleotides. Lineage: Eukaryota; Metazoa; Chordata; Actinopteri; Cichliformes; Cichlidae. The record is from RefSeq and is a predicted model, not a curated record.